Messenger RNA from Cornus florida, 1130 nucleotides. Its product is annotated as protein ORANGE-GREEN, chloroplastic-like. The transcript is spliced from 8 exons. The record is from RefSeq and is a predicted model, not a curated record. The coding region runs from base 169 to 1107 and encodes 312 amino acids. NCBI's taxonomy places the organism in Eukaryota, Viridiplantae, Streptophyta, Magnoliopsida, Cornales, Cornaceae.
CUCCGUUUGUCUUCAUCAACGCACCAUGAAAAGGAGAGAGAGAGAGAGGCGUUUGUAGAGAGAGGAGAGAAAGAGUGAUCCCAGAUAGAGAGGAGCGUUUGUAGGGAGAGGAGGAAUAGGGAUCCUAGAGAGAGAGAGGGGCUUUUGUAGAGAGAGAAGGGUUUUAAGAUGCUAUGUUCCGGUCGAAUUUUGGCGGGCUCAUACCAUACAACGCCAUUGUUUCUUCACAAUCACGCACUAUCGAACUCCAUAUUUCUUCAAGGAAAGCUCAAAUCGAACCUCAAAUGGCGAUCAUUGGCAUCGGAGCCUGAAUCUUCUUCGUUUGCACCUUCAACUGAAUAUGAUUCAACCGAUAAAAACGCCUCUGGCUUUUGUAUCAUUGAGGGACCUGAAACAGUUCAGAAUUUUUCACAGAUGGAACUACAAGAAAUUCAGGAUAAUAUUAGAAGUCGUCGAAACAAAAUUUUUUUGCAUAUGGAGGAGGUCCGCAGGUUGAGGAUACAACAGAGAAUCAAGAAUGCUGAACUUGGAAUCGUAAAGGAAGAGCAAGAAAAUGAACUUCCCAACUUUCCAUCAUUUAUUCCAUUUUUGCCUCCGCUGAACUCAACAAAUCUUAAGCAAUACUACGCUACAUGUUUUUCUCUUAUUGCUGCGUUUAUGCUUUUCGGUGGCCUCCUCGCACCUACUUUGGAACUUAAGUUGGGACUUGGAGGCACAUCAUAUGAAGAUUUUAUCCGUAGCAUGCAUCUGCCUAUGCAGUUGAGUCAGGUCGAUCCUAUUGUGGCGUCUUUCUCAGGAGGAGCAGUGGGCGUGAUCUCAGCCUUGAUGGUAGUUGAAAUAAACAAUGUAAAACAGCAGGAGGAUAAAAGAUGCAAAUACUGUGUUGGAACUGGAUAUCUUGCUUGUGCUCGUUGUUCAAGUACGGGAACACUGGUUCUUAUUAAACCAGUAGCAACAGUUAAUGGUGGGGAUCAACCUCUAUCACCACCUAAAACUGAGAGAUGUUCAAACUGUUCUGGCACGGGAAAGGUCAUGUGCCCUACAUGCCUCUGUACGGGGAUGGCAAUGGCAAGUGAGCACGACCCACGAAUUGACCCCUUCGAUUAGAAUUUUUUUUUUUUUUUUUUUUU